This is a messenger RNA of Corapipo altera (White-ruffed manakin), 7242 nucleotides long. RefSeq names its product transmembrane protein 33 (gene TMEM33). Gene Ontology annotation, biological process: membrane organization; endoplasmic reticulum tubular network organization. Lineage: Eukaryota; Metazoa; Chordata; Aves; Passeriformes; Pipridae. The coding region runs from base 70 to 825 and encodes 251 amino acids. The record is from RefSeq and is a predicted model, not a curated record. The transcript is spliced from 8 exons. Gene Ontology annotation, cellular component: membrane; endoplasmic reticulum.
CCUGCCGCAUCCGGGGGCAGGAUCCGGCGGAGCGUGUGCCGUGCCCGGUGUGGCGCUUGCGGUGCGGCCAUGGCGGACUCCACGCAGAACGGGCCCAUGCCAGGCGGGGCCGGCGGCGGGGCCGUGCAAUUUCUGAUGGCUAACAAGUUGGAUACAGCAAUGUGGAUUUCCCGCUUGUUCACAGUUUACUGCUCAGCUUUAUUUGUCCUGCCUCUUCUAGGGUUGCAUGAAGCAGCAAGCUUUUAUCAGCGUGCCUUGCUGGCAAAUGCUCUUACUAGUGCCCUCCGACUGCAUCAAAGGCUACCGCACUUUCAGCUUAGCAGGGCAUUUCUGGCCCAGGCUUUGCUGGAGGACAGCUGCCACUACCUGUUGUACUCCCUUAUCUUUGUGAAUUCCUACCCUGUUACAAUGAGUAUUUUUCCAGUUCUGCUGUUCUCAUUGCUUCAUGCUGCCACAUACACAAAGAAGGUUCUUGAUGCACGAAGUUCAAAUAGUUUGCCUUUUCUGAGAAAUCUCUUAGAGAAACUGAAUGCUAAUCAACAGAAUAUUCUAAAAUUCAUUGCUUGCAAUGAAAUUUUCCUCAUGCCAGCUACAGUUUUUAUGCUCUUCAGUGGACAAGGGAGCCUGCUCCAGCCAUUCAUUUACUAUAGGUUUCUUACGUUACGCUACUCUUCUCGGCGAAAUCCGUACUGUCGGACUCUCUUCACUGAGCUCAGGAUUGUUGUUGAACACUUAAUAAUGAAGCCCUCGUGCCCUGUUUUUGUAAGAAGACUAUGCCUCAGCAGCAUUUCCUUUAUAAGCAGAUUGGCACCAACUGUUGCAUAGCCAAAUUUCAGGCACUCGUGUUUUGUGAACAUUAUGAGCAGCUGGCACUUCUGCUGAUGAUUAGAAAUUUCUGAUUUUACACUGAUCUCACUCCAGGCUGUAUAAAAAUAUAUAUAUGCUUUUCUUGGAGGUAAUAUGAAAUUUAGCAUAUCAAAACCAAAUAAUGUAAACUUAAAGUUACUGUACUGUAUUGUUAAUUGGUGAAAAAAAUUAGCUGCAUCCUUUCUAAAACAUACCCAAUCACACGGGGUUUUGUUUUGUUUAGUUUUUUUUUUUUUGGAAUCCAGGAUCGUUUGAGAUUGAUUAAAACUAUAAGAGGUCUAUGAUCCCUUGGUUUAUGUUAGUUGGAACUAUAGCUACUGUAGGAUGUCUCCAGUGGAUAGCAGUUGGUACACAUACCUAUGCAGUACAUUUUGGACAGUAUUCUUCUGCUUACUACAUGUAUCUGUAGAACUAUUUUGUCCAAUUUACUAUACUCAGUGUAGAGAUAUGGCCCACUUUGAAGUUAACACAAGGGAUUAAAAUCUAUCAAGCUGACACAGAUAACACCUUUUCUGAAGGAGAGGUUAUUUUUAUUAUAUUACUUAAAAAGAACUCUUCCAAGUUCCUACCUUGUGACGUAGUCUUACAUUACACAGUUGGAAGAAAUAUCAAGACUCUGAUCACAGAAAACUCUGCAGUUUUCCUGUCAUAACAAGAUGUUUUACCAAGCCAAACUGCUGACCUGUAGGCUUUUCAGCCAAAGAUGUAACUUUUAACCAUGUCUCAAAUGAACUAAUCAAUGUAAAUGAAGUAACUUUUGCAGACUCAUUGCAGAUUUGUUUAUAUGUCCACAAAAAUUUGAGACUGCAGUAAUUCAAGCAUAUUAGCUUUUUAGAAAAUUAAUCUGUAGCUAGAUCCCUAUAAAUUGUUAUUCCAGUUUCUGAGAGUCUCAUUGUGAUCGGAAAUUUGCAUAAAGGAUUGAACCUGUUUAGGCAGCUUCUGAAACAAAUGGGUGUAGGAUUUCUUGGCAUAAAUCCAUCUGAUGACUGACCUGAAGCCAUGUCAUGACUACAGAAGUGAAUAUUAAUUUGAGUGAAUAUUAAAUUGAGUGCUGAUUAUGUAUUCACCCAGCAGCUGAAAGGUAGGUCGUGGAAAAAUAAUGUUAUCUGUCUGAACAAAACUUCUUUCCAUAAAUUCAAGGCAAAAUAUUUGCCUAAUCUUCUGUAGUUAAUGUUAGUCUUCUAAUUGCAUAAAAUUAAAGGGCCUUUUGUAAACUUCUAUAGCACUGAACAUAACUAUUCUUCCAUGGUCAGAGAAAUCUUAUGUGAAACUUUUCCAAAACCAGUCUUGAAGUAUUUUCCUGUAACUAUUGAGUUAUCUUGUUUGUGAUGUGGAUAUCAUUCAGACUUUUCAGUUGUAUUAGUUUGUUAGAUCAGAGCCAUGUAUUUAUAAACUUAUUUCAUUUUUUUGCUCAACCUCUUGGUAUUGAUGAUCCAGUUGCUAAUUGAAUAUGAUAUUCUUUGACUACUUGUCUUGCUCUCUGAACAUGAUUAGCUGUUAUAGAACACUUGCACACUGCAGAAGCAACUGCAUGCAGUAAUGCUCUACAGCUGCUAAAGACUUGCAAUGAGUUUCAUUAUAUGUAUAUCCUGUAAUCCUGAGGAUUUUAUAAAAACUAAAUUUCUACUGCAAUAAAAUGAGUGUUAAAUGUAACUUGCUAGGCUCUUCAAGCUUAUUUUCUCUCUAACAGAACAUACUGAUGCUUGAACCUGGAAGUUGAGCAGAAUGCUUUCCUGUGUGUAUGUGUGCAUGCUCCUAUAUUCCCACUGCUGCUUUUGAAUUGGGACAUAAUGUCUUGUGCAUUUCUAAAUUAUCUUAUAGGGAAUUUUUGCCUUCUAAAAUGCAAAAAUGUACGACCCUUUCCUUCAAAAUCUAACCCUAAAAUAAGCACUGCAACAAUGGUAUCUAAUCAGAGCAAAAAAUCUAGUUCUACUUAUUACUGUUUCAGUUCCUCCGCACAGUCCUAGACCCUGUUUCAUGUUACAUGAUGUGUUUUUUGAGUAGAGACCUCAGACUCUCUUCAGCUCUUUGGACCAAUGUGAUUUAAAAAUUUUAAUUCGGUCAUCUAAGUUGGUCCCCCAUGCUGGGAGUGGAAGGCAAAUAAAUCUGUAGUUAAUGUAAGCAGAAUAACAUGUUACUUCUGAGCAAAUUUUUGUGGUCGGACUGCAGUUACAGGUGCAGUCUACUGUUCCUUAAUUAUAUGAUGUUAUUAAAUUAGAGAUGAGUCUAAACUGGAUCUGAUAUAUUGCAACUGUAACUGAAGGAUGCUAAGUCUUGAGAUCCAACUCUAGGAAUGGAUGAGAAAGAUUAAAAGGAGUAAGUGAAUGACAGUGAGCGAGUUGAGAAUUGGAAGACAGUGCCAUGAAGCAGAACUUAAACGUGGAUACUGAAUUUCUUGUUAACUCUUUCCAUUAACUCUUAAAAAUGGACUCCUUAAAGAGGAGGAUGUUUCAUAAAUGGGAUUUGAUUUGAUAUGAUUUGGCUAGUAUAUUUGUGGUUUUGCAAGGAUUUGCUUGACAAAUGAGCAACUUGUGGCCUGGGAAAACUUAUCUUCUCUGACGUGCCAGGAAAACAUGGAAUGAGGUUAUAAGAAUAAUGUUCAAACCAAAUAAAUAGGGCAACUGACCUGUACUCUGCAUCAGCUUUGAUUUUUACUGCAGCCUUUUGGCUGCCUCAGUGAUAACCCUGCAUUUCCUCAAUACUGGCAAAAACAUUCUGUCCUCGUGCCUGCUUACUUGCCAUGGUUUGUGAUUGCUUCUACACUAAUGAUUAAAUUAGAUAUGAAUUGCUGGUUGUAUCCUAGCUGUGAUACAGAGGCUGUGACAGAAGUCUAUGAUCGCAGAGAAAUUUUGCAACUGACCAUAAAAUGCCUGUCAACCCCAAAUGUGAAGCAGAAGAGUUUUUAUUUUACUGAAAGGUUACCUACUUAGUGUUAGGUAACUGUUUCCACUGGUAUAAAUCACACUGGUCAUUGCUUUUUGUCAUCUCAGCUUUCGUAACAUAAGUGCUGUUGCAUAGAUUCUGUGAGUAGACCCACCCCUUGCUCUGCACAAACAAGUAGAAGUGACGCUCCAGCAUAAGUUUCUGUUGUCACCUUUAGGUAAAUAAAGUAUCAAGAGCCAAUGGAGACUUUUGGAAUAGCUAAUGCCAGCUGGGAUUUCUUACACACCAAGUAACUCACCAAUACAUCCAUCCUUUCCUUUAUCGCCUUUUAUUUAAUUGUAUACUUUUAUUGUAAUUUCUGUGCUGUCAGUUUUAUAUUUUGCUCCCUUCUUUGAUGGAUGCUUAAGGUGAGCAAUAUCUGUUAAUAUUUUAAGUUGCAUGUUUUAGGGAUUUAAAAAAAACAUCCAUUAGAAUCGUGAGCCACUAUUUCUUCCAACAGUUUUUGAGCUGCUAACUAUAUAUGUUAUAGUACUGUCCAAACAAAUAACGUGUCUGGUUAUUUUGUACAGUCUGUGUUGGACUGUUUCUUUGUUAGGCACCCGUAGUGUAACAUUUGCUGUACAGAUCCCAUGUUUAUUAAGGAAGUAUAGUUCUUGUCCAUUUUACAGACAGGAAUGGAGACAUGGAAGAAAAGAGCACUUUCCUGAGGGGGUGCAAGAGCUCUGGCAGAGCAGGAAAUAGGAGAAAGAGAGUUGGACAAGUGCCCAGAGGAAACUGAUUUGUUUCUAUACCACACAUGACUUGUUGGUCCUGCUCCCAAAAUUAUACCAAUUAUGCUGGCUUAAAUACUUAAAAAAGUACUGUACCUUACAGUGCUCAGAUUAAGGGCAGAAAAGACAUUGAACUAGACAGCAUGCCCUGUUAAAGCAGUAUCAAAAACUGAUUUCCACAUGCAAGAGCUAGGUAUGGUCCCUUGCAUCAUCAUCUCUGCACUGAUGAAAAAUAAUACAACAGAACAAGAUGGCAAGCACUUAAUGUGCUAGAUGGUAGUAGGGUAUGCUAAUCUUAUAAUUGUCUAUAAUUUUUAAUUGCUGCAGUGCAUCUAUUAUGGAUAAACUAUAUAUACUGAAAUUGGCUAGUGUAUCAUUUUAUUGUGACUUCUAUUGUGCUGUAAUUUUCUUAAAGUCACAGGAGCAGUCAGGCUUCGCUGUUUUAAAUCGCCUUUUAAGGACAGAAUCUUAAGCAAUUCUUUAUUUCAAAGAUGCAUUAUCAGUAUGGAUAAUGUAAUAGAAUUUAAUCUUAAAUGUGGAUUCAAAAAUCUUUCUCAUAAAAUGUCAGCAUGACUUACUAACUUCUCUGCAGAAGCUAGCUCUGUGAUAAUAGCAGAUGUUGUGCAGGUAAGGGAGUUUCAUUGCUUAGUUCUGUGCCAUCCAGAUGGUAUAAACUUUUAAAAUUAAUUGAAAAAUUCAUCUUUUACUUGUAUUCAAGGACUGAGGCACAAAAUGCUAAUGUAAGGGCUCAGAGGGGAAAUAUAGUUCUCCUGCAUAUUUGAAAAAAUGUGAAGCCCUUUCAAGAAAAUCUAAUAAACAUAAUAAUCGCAGGCUGCUGACACUAAGGAAAAAGCACCUCAUUCGCUCUUUCUUUUAUGCAGUGAUUUACUGGUCCCUACUGAUUUUCAAAUUGGAUCACUGCAGUAAAUUAUCCAUACCAGUACCUGUGAAAGAAAGCACUGGGAUCCAUAUUUGUUCAGUGCUGUGCUUAAAUCAGCAAGAAUGAUAAAUUUGAUGAUAUGAAAUUGGAAAUAUCAAGGGCUUUUCUCAGUGAAUGAGCAAGUAUCUCCAUUUGUAAUUUAUUGUGACCCUUUUUCACUGUAUGUGCUUUGUAUGUCAAAUAUUUAUUUUGAAACAAAUUAAAUUGUUUUCUGUAUUGAUAUGGCUAUGGUUUUGUUCUUGAAAUCAGAUUGUAUAUUUUUUUCUGGAUUUUAAGUAUUAUCAGUGUUGUGUUGCAAAACAGCACUUGUUUAAGUUCAAAUCUGUGAGUGACUUUUUACUGACCAACAGCUUUUUCUAUUAAAUGUUGUAGGUGCAUGUUGGGUGUUGGGUUUGAUUUUUUGUGUGUGUGUGUGUAUGUUUAGAAUAGGGUAGGAUGCAGUGAGCUAUUGCAGCAUCUCAUUUGCUUUUUCUAGAGAAACAGGAAGAUUAAUGUGUAUGUCAAAACCAAAAAAAAGCUGAUCCCUGUCUUUAAGUCAUUGGAACUAUUCUGCUUUACACCUGGCAUAGUUAACCCCAAGUUCUGUGGGGAAAAAUCUACCUAUGUGCCCAGUUCAAUGCCAUAUUUUCAGUGCAGGUGUUAAUAGAGAAAGUUAUACACCUGUGUUUUGGCAGGAGUCCUGUCCUUUUAAUUUUAAAAUAGGUUAUUUUGUGUCUGAUUACAUCCAACUACCUAAGUAAGUGCCACUGUUGAACUGAAAAUUAGUUGUGGCUAGUGCUUUUUUACUUGGAAUUUAUAUCAGUAUAGUAAUAAUUUGUUUUGCAACUUGUAUGCAAAAUUGUGAUCCGGUGUGGUUAAUAAUGUUGACCCUAUGUUACCCUCUUCUUAUGGGCUAGGCUUAGCUCAUUUGUGAUGGCACAUUUAUUAGUGGACUUCUGUUCAACCCCGGUGCCAGCGAGCUGGGCUUUAUUCUACCACAGCUGGCUACCUCCAUAGAGCUGUGGUUUUGUAAAAACAGUAGUGUGAAUUGUAUUUUAAGGAGCCAUGAAAGACUUUGCUCUUCAUUUAAGAUAAUUUGAGUUCAUGUCUAUAACAGUUUCCAUGUGUCUGACCAUGAUAUCUUGCUUUGAGGUGAGUGAAGUUCUACAACAGUCCAGACUCCUGCCUUGGGUGAGGAAGCUGGUUUCCUUGAACAAGUGCUGAUCAUGGUAUUUUCAUUUGUUGUAUGUGUUCCUAUGAAUAUUCACUCAUGACCUUUGCUAAUGUGAAGAGGAAGAGUAUGUUAGAUGAAGACAGUGCAUCAGUUAGUUGAGAUAUUGCACAGGAAAAUUAAGCUGAAAAUCAGAAAUUAAAAAAGGUGCAGGGCUAGAUUAUCUGCAAUAGAUAUCUGCUAUAGUUUUCACACAGGUAGGAAUGCAAUAGAAAGAGAAGGAAGAAGAAUGGGGAUAAAAAUAAUGAGAAUACAGAAAAGUUCAUCUCUGUGAUAAAAAGAGGUCUGGAAAUCCUGCUGGGUAUUCUGUUGCUUGCACAAACCCCAGUUCACCAUUCAUGGUUUCAUGCAAUCAGAAUCCUCUGGAUUGUACUUAAGUUUUCAAGCUGUAAAUUAUUUUGAAUUUAUUCUCUCUGCUGGAAUAGCAUGUUCAGAUGCUGCUACACUGUACACAAACUGACAGGCUAAUCUUGGUUUCCUUAAAACAGAAAAUAGUGGAAUUAUGUGUUCUUCUCUAUUAUGUUUGAAGCUCCUAUAGUGGAAAAGUAAAGAAAUAAAUGCUCUGGUCUAUA